Microplitis mediator is the source of this 2487-nucleotide messenger RNA. Its product is annotated as activating signal cointegrator 1 complex subunit 1. Gene Ontology annotation, cellular component: nucleus. Lineage: Eukaryota; Metazoa; Arthropoda; Insecta; Hymenoptera; Braconidae. Gene Ontology annotation, molecular function: RNA binding. The coding region runs from base 282 to 1343 and encodes 353 amino acids. Gene Ontology annotation, biological process: regulation of DNA-templated transcription; DNA alkylation repair. The transcript is spliced from 8 exons. The record is from RefSeq and is a predicted model, not a curated record.
AUUUAUGCCUUUUGUAUACACGUUCAUUCAACGUUCACUUCAGUCCAAGUCAGCCGCGAGACGAUCGAAUAUAUAUCUAUAUAUUUUGUCUUUAUUUCGCCAUUUUUUUCUCGUACUUUAUAUGAUUUUAAUUAAUACUUAAAAUUAUUAGUAUUGUAAAAAAUAAAACUUAUUGCCCAGUAAUUUUCUAGCGCGCAGACGCGUAGAAAUGGCGGAAAAGUUUUAAACUGUGAAAUAAUAAAUUAUUACUAUGAUUUUAACGAGUGAAUUAUUUAAAUAAGAUGGAUAUUAUAAAACCAGAAUUAGUUUGGAUUGAAGGCCGUUGUUAUCGAUUUCCCGAUCAUACUGUUUGGUCUUCAAAACAAACUUGUACUCCUUAUGAAGAAGAUUACGAUCAAAUGGAAGACGACAUGAAUAAUGAAGUUAACAGUCGUGAUUGUGAUAUAGCUGUUGAAAUUUUAAAAGACGGACGUUAUCAACAUACUGUUAAUAUUCCUCAGGUAUUUUACCGAUUUCUCAUUGGUCAUGCAGGAAGUAUUAAAAAAAAUCUUGAGUGCGAAACGAAAACAAUGAUUAAAAUACCAAAUAUUGGAUCUAAACACACUGAUAUUGUAAUUACUGGAAAAAACCGAUCAAGUGUCAUAUCAUGCCGUCAAAGAAUUGAUCUUAUAGUAGAAUCUUCGAAGAAAAAAAUUCCAUUUACUCAUUUUGUAUCAAUUCCAUUAAAUGAAGAAACGAUAAUUAAUAAUUUUAUAAAAUUUAAAAAUGAAAUUCUCAAUGACUCUGAAAUAAUGUCAAAAGGAUUAAUGGAGGAUUUUUUUGUUAGUCCUAAUAAAUUUCAUCUAACAAUUGGAAUGUUAUUAUUAAUUAAUAAUGAGGAUAAAAAAAAAGCUGUAGAAACAUUAAAUGCUUGUGUUAAUGAAAUUAUCAAGCCUAUUUUGCAACAGAGUGGACCACUGAAACUAAAAAUUCAAGGUGUAGAAAUAAUGAAUGAUGAUGAAAAAAGAGUAACAGUACUUUAUGGUAAAGUAUUAAAAAAUGAUAUACUCCAAGAAAUAGCUAAUAAAACUUUCAAUUUUUUUAUUCAAAAAGAUCUCAUGAGUGUACAGUAUACUGAAGCAGUAAAAUUACACAUGACCUUGAUAAAAACAAGCCGAGUAACAGAUAAAAGUUCAAAAAAGAAUUCAAGUCUCGCCCAAUUCGAUGCUACAAAAAUAUUAAAGAACUAUAAAGAUUAUUACUUUGGAGAAUCACAACUGGAAAAAAUAAAUAUUUCUGCAAGAAAUACUGAAACUGAUGUAGGUCAUUAUGAAACUUUAACAGAAAUUAAUUUAUUAAAAUAAUUAAUUAAAAUGAGCCUAAUAAUAGAUACGGUAUAACUACGUUGUACAUUUAUCUGUAAUAAAUCAUUCAUAAAUGUAAAUUUAUGUAAUUUCAAGUACUUAUUUGAAGAUCAAUAUCAAUAAUACAUUUCUGUACUACGGCUCAAUACUGAUCAAUAAAAUUCAGCCAAAGACUACAAUAAAAAAUGUUUUACUUUAACUUUUCCAUUCUCUUUAUGAACUAGGUAUGUAACUUUAUUAAAAGUUUACCGCGUGAAUAAUUUAAUAAUGCUAAGAUUUUUUUAAAUUUUUAACUACUGACGAUGAAGUAGAAAUAAAUAAUCUGACUUUGACUAAAAAUGAAAGAUGUCGUUGAUUAUAAAUUUAAAAAAUAAAAAUUAAAAAAAAAUUAGUAAACAAUGUAUAAAUAACUUACAUAAAAUAUAGCUUUUGAAGAUUUUUAUAAGAUGACAAAUACGCACAAAACGAAUAACAGAAUUUAAAGAAACAAAUGUGUUUUAAGUGUACAGGCAUUAUAUUUUUAUAUACGCAAUGAUUAUUAUUUAAAUUUCAAAUAUAAAUAUGACAGUUUUUUUAUAGUGUUUACAACGCUUAUCUUAUCAUAUUUAUACAGAUAAUAUUGUUUAUAUAUUAUCAUUAUUAACAAAACGAUUACAAUUGUAUGACAACUGCGCGAUCUGUCUACUAUGAAUAAUACUUGUCUCAUUCAAAUGUUAGUUUUAAAUAACUUGUCAAUUAUUUACGACAAAGAGUAACGGCUGAGUGGGUUAUCUCAAUGCCUUAUUGAAAAACUAAUUAACUGAGUAAUUGAAACAUACGUAAAUUGCCAAUAUAAUACCUCGAUGUCAUCUGUUAAAAAUUAUUAUAUUGUGAGGAUGAAUGAAUAUAACUGAUUAAAUUUAUCUACAUGAAUAUUUAUAUUUUUUUAUAACAGUGUAAUGAUAAAUAUAUCACGUGCGUCAAGAUUAAUUCACAUAGAAGGUUGCUUGUAUAUUUAUAAAUUUCAGUACUUUUAUCAAGAAUUAAAUUAUUUUUUGUCCAUAUAUGAGUUGAAAAUUAUUAUUAUUUAACAAAAAAUAUAUUUAUUUAAGUAUUAACUAUCAAAAAAUAUCAUUACGAUCACUUUUGUUUAAUUGAAUUCAUA